UGUUCUUCGGCCGCAGACGCUUUUGUUGUUGUCCUUCCGCUCACGGCGCACACACGGAGCUACUUUUGCACAAAAAUCUCCUCUUUUCUGUCGCAUCUCUGUGACUUUUCUGCACUUUUGAGCCGCUUUUCCCGCAGAAACAUGGCGUGUGCGCGGACCGUGCACUGAGCCGCGCGAGCACAAGUUUACGAUGGAGGAGGGGAGCGGCGCAGACCUGGGGGCGCAGGCCUGUGGGGGGCGCUGUGACGUGGGCCUGCAGUGGGAGGAGCCUGAGGAGCGGCGCUGUGACGUGGGCGUGCAGUGGGAGGAGCCUGAGGAGCGGCGCUGUGACGUGGGCGUGCAGUGGGAGGAGCCUGAGGAGCGGCGCUGUGACGUGGGCGUGCAGUGGGAGGAGCCUGAGGAGCGGCGCUGUGACGUGGGCGUGCAGAGCGACACCCAGUGGUGUGAUGUGGCGGUGCAGGUGGAUCUGGUCGGCCUGAGCUGCAGGACUCCAGGUUCCGGGGACGUGCCGUGGAGCUGCGUGGCGCUGCGUCCUGAGCAGACAGAAGGGGGCGCUCUGUGGCACUGCUGCGUUCACGGGAACGGCCUCCUCGCCCCUCCCCCCUCUGCCGCUCUGCUCUGCCCCUCCCCCUCCAGGACGCCCGACGCCACGCUCCAGACUACAGUACCCAGCAUGCACCCCUCCUCUCCAGAGCUGCAGUCGUCUGUGAGAUCACCCAGCAUGCCGUCCUGCGGAGACUCGCCCUCCUCUCACCACCAGGGGGCGGGGCCUGGGGGGGCGGGGCCUCAGAGCGCCGCGCUGGGACCUGAGGGGGCGGAGCCUCAGAGUGCCGCGCCGGGACCCGAGGGGGCGGAGCCUCAGAGUGCCGCGCCGGGACCCGAGGGGGCGGAGCCUCUCGCGCCCGACGGGUUCAUGGCUCCUCUCAGCUCCGACGAAGACGCACCGCAAAGACGAGAUGAGAAGUCGUCCGACGCUGUGAUCAAAAAACGCCGACGUCGUCCCAAAAACUCUGCGUCGCUUUCAGACCCGGAAACGACGCCGACGCAAAAACGCCGCAACAAAACGGGAAGAGCCGCCGGCCUCCCGCUCCGAUACCUGGACUACGACCUGGAGUCAUGUGACCAGCUCCCGGCCAAUAAGCAGCAGGGGGAGAGCGGCGAGGGGGCGGGGCCUGGCAUGAAACAGGAAAACACGCCGAAAAUUGACAAAAAAGUGCUGUUCCUGCCGUAUUACAAACAGUCGCUUAAUCUGAAGGAGCUGGCUGAGUUCCAGAACAUGGCACGGCAGCAGUGCAAAACUCUGCAGGAGGAAGACCAUUGGCCGAACGGCGCGUCGGUCGUCACGCACGCCGCGCUGGAGCCGUUAAAGCCCCGCCCACUUUCCCCGGGGACGGUUUUAGAUCUGAACGUGGCGGAGAAGCCGCGCCUCCUGCCGCUGAAGCUCAAAAAACUCAAGAACAACGCCAAGUCCCGCCCGCCCGCUUCCAAAAAGACUCCCGACUGGUCGAUCGAGAACGCGGCGAUUAAAGAAGAGCUGACGGGCGACGAGAGCGGCGCUUCGGAAAGUCCUGAUUGGUACAAAGCAAAAAUUAAACGGAUAAAAGUGAAAAAGGAGCUCGAGUUGUCAAAGUUUAAGAAAGUAGUCGUUAAACAAGAGGAUGGAUCCGACGGACAAGCGGACGUGGAUUAUUCAAACUCCAUAAAACUCAAAGAUGAAAAUUUGGGCACGAAACGCAACAAAAACAAAGAAAAACGGGAGAAUUCCGAUGUCGCUACAACUGGCAGCGACGAGAAUAAUGACGCGCUGAUCCAUGUCAAGCGAAGACGCGGGAGACCCAAGAAAAGAGCCGAGAAUCCCGAGGAGAUUAAGCAGGAGGACGCCGCGCUCCAGGAGGACGGAGGGACGACGUUAACGGAGCCGCUGGACAGACCGCGGCGCGCCACCGUCCGACCGCCCGUCCGAUACUCGCCGGAGACCGAGGAGCUGUGCGCGUGGAGGCAGGAGACGCUGAAGCUGGGAGACGUGCUGAACGGCGACGCGGACGCGGCGGGGAUGGUGAAAAAGGUCAAAAUAUUAAACGGCGACGCGGACGACGCGGAGAGGAGAGCGCGGAGGGAGAGUUCGGAACGCGCGACGGAAAUCAAAUACGAAUACGAAGACAUCGAGGACAUUUACGUGCUCAGAGAGGACGAGUACACGCCGGGACACGGGCAGCCGCAGUGGGCCAAGAGCAGAGACGACCUGAGGAUAAUCGAAACGGAUCACGUGAGGGGCGGGGCUUACGACGACGACGAGCAGGGCCAAUGGGAGUGGAGGAAAGGAGGAAACGGAGCGGACGGCGAGUGGGUCAGCGUAGAGCAGAGGAGGAGGGUGCGCAGGAAAAGACGCCGCGAAAAUCUGGUCACGGAUUUGAGCCGAAAAGUGGUGAGUAAGUUUUUGGUUUUCAGAGACGAGGAGACGAGCGCCGUGACGCUGAUCCCGCCGUGCGCCGUCAAACUGCACAAACUGACCAACAGAGAAACAGACAUGAUCGUGUAAACCAGCCAAUCGGAGAGGGUCUGACCACUCUAAGCCCCGCCUACCCUCCCCAGACGGCGGGAUGAAACUCUGCUACUAUUUUUAUAACUCUCCGAAACAUAAACUGAACCUAAAGUCUUUGCCACUGGCUGUAAACUAUUGAAAAAGACUUUAUUUUGUACUUUUUUUUUUAUGACGAUUUUGAUAAACCAACAUAGUCCCGCCCCUCACACACAGCGGCUCACCUGAUUGGUCCGUCGCCCCGUCAUUCAAAGCUGCUAUUUUCAAUUUGACAAAAACUAAAAAAUGUGACUUUUUGUUUUUAUUUGUUUAUUUUUUGUUUUUUUUAUUUCCAGUUGAAAAAAGUGAGUUUUUAUUACAUCAUCACAUCUAAAGGUCCUUUGACAAGAACAGAACCAACAGAGACUAAACCGGGACUAAACCGGGACUAGACCAGGAUUGGACCAGGACUGAAAAUGGACUAAACCGGGACUAGAAUGGGCCUAAACCGGGACUAAACUGGGACUAAACCGGGACUAAACUGGGACUAAACCAGGACUGAACGGGGUCUGAACCGGGACUGAACCGGGACUAGAAUUGGCUUAAACCAGGACUGGAGCGGAACUAGACCGGAACUAGACCGGAACUAGACCGGGACUAAACCUGGACUAAAACUAGGUCUGAACCAGGUCUGAACUGGGACAAGAGCAGGACUAGCGCAGGACAAAACCAGGACUAGAUCAGGACUGAACCAGGACUGAAAUAGGAAUAAACCCGCUCUGAACUGGGACUAAAGUGAACCGGGAUCAAACCAGGUCUGAACCGGGACUAGACUAGGAUUGAACUUGCUCUGAACUGGGACUAAACUGAACUUGGACUAAACCAGGUCUGAAUCAGGUCUGAGUGAUACUAAGUCAGGACUGAAUUGAACCAGGACUGAGCCAGGUCUAAACUGGAGCUUAACCGGGACUAAACCUGGACUGAGUCGGACCUCAGCCUGGACUCAACUGGGACUAAACCAAGACUCAACAGUUGGUCUAAAGCAAAACUAAACCUGGUCUGGAUGAACCAGGACACCGAAUUACAACUGACCAGGAAAGGAAUGAGAACUAAACCAGGUCUAAAGGACUAAACGAGGUUAAAAUAGGACUAAACCAGGUCUAAUUAGGACAGGACUAGACCAGGUCUAAACCAGGACUUCGUUCUCUGUUUCGUCUCGUGUAAAUAUAGUUCAGUGUAAAAUGUUCCAGAGUUUUCAGAUGUUUAUGACCCGAGGCCUUUUUAUUCCAGUUUUACCAAACAAACCCUGAACGUUUCACACAUCACUGAGAGAUUAUAUAAGAUACCGCCCCCUACAGGUCAGGAUCAGUACUGCAGACACUUUAACUCCACCUACAGGUCAGGAUCAGUACUGCAGACACUUUAACUCCACCUACAGGUCAGGAUCAGUACUGCAGAUACUUUAACUCCACCUACAGGUCAGGAUCAGUACUGCAGACACUUUAACUCCACCUACAGGUCAGGAUCAGUACUGCAGACACUUUAACUCCACCUACAGGUCAGGAUCAGUACUGCAGACACUUUUGCGCCGCGCUUCGCUCUGAUUGGCUCAAAUAUCCCCCAAGGAUUCACAGUUCUCAAAGAUAUUUUCUAUUCCGUUACUUUUUAUAAACACUUUAAAAUGACUUUACUUUAAAUACAUUUGAAAAUAAAUGUAUAAAAAAUAAAAUAAUGGGAUUAGAUUGGUUUAGAAUCAGUAUUGGAGUCUGAAAAUUUACUUUUGUUAUCAUGACACUAGUUUAAAUAUAAUUCUAUAACGUGAAUGUACGACUUUACCAGAGAUUAUAAAAACAAACACAAACAUACACACACACAGACAGAGGGUGUGUGUGGCUCUCGGGAGUUUUGUGGUGCUGAGUUAAAAGUUAAAAGUUUAAUUAAAACUCUGUUGUUUGUUGAUUCUACCUCAAACUCAUGUCCACACAACAUUUGUGUAUUUAUUGUCAUGUUACUCAUUUGUAAUA
Molecule: messenger RNA, 4542 nt
Organism: Boleophthalmus pectinirostris (great blue-spotted mudskipper)
Lineage: Eukaryota; Metazoa; Chordata; Actinopteri; Gobiiformes; Gobiidae
Exons: 5
Coding region: 191-2539 (782 amino acids)
Source: RefSeq, a predicted model, not a curated record